This is a messenger RNA of Theileria annulata, 603 nucleotides long. RefSeq lists its product as uncharacterized. The record is from RefSeq and is a predicted model, not a curated record. The transcript is spliced from 5 exons. NCBI's taxonomy places the organism in Eukaryota, Apicomplexa, Aconoidasida, Piroplasmida, Theileriidae. Bases 1 to 603 code for a protein of 200 amino acids.
AUGAUUUUGUUGUCAUUAUUUCUGAGUUUUUGUUGCUGUAUUACUCUGAGAACCAGCCCAUAUUCCAACAAUCUUUUUUUUAUAAAAUCCAACCUUCCUCUUAAAUACAGUAAUAGAAUACAGAAACUUUACGACUACGAUGAAACUUUUAGUGAUAUCGUGGAUAAUUUUGACCCCGGCGAGGACUCUCAGCCUUACCAAGACGAAGGUUUCCAGGAAAAGGAACCAGUCCGCGAUCACCUCGAUUUGUCUGCAAAUUCAGUCACGAUCUGUGGAAGGAUAGGCUUCAUUGCUGAGCCUAAGAGGAUGAGAACAGGUUUAGUUAGUACAGAAUGGCACAAAGUUAUGUUAUACGGAAUUCGAAACGUGGACUACGUUUAUUCCCGUGCAAGGGUUGGAGACAAGGCUCUUGUGAUUGGACGACUGAGAUAUUACCAACCUCAAAAUCUUGAAACAAAUGGAGUUAACAGGACUAAGAUCGCUGAAGUUUACGUGAAUUCAUCCAGAGGAGGUCACACCUUCAUACUGAUGCCUAAGAUUUCUACUAAUCUUGAUAAUAACUUCAUCUCAGCAAACCACCAAAUUUACCCAAAUAAUUUCUAA